AAUUCUGGAACUAAUAAACAGCUGUCAGCAUGAGUCGUCUGUUUAGCAGUUAAACAAAUUGCAUAUAAAGGUGUCAAAGCAAGCUUGGAAGUUUAUUCUACAAACUGAAGGCAACAGGAACGAACACAGCCAGAAAAAUGUGUGUACUUACAGAUUGUUUAAUGUGCUCCUGCGUGAUGUGGCCAGCUUUAUUUGCGGCCGCUAUAUAUUUUCUCAGAAACUACAUGCAAGGAGGAAAGUUUACAAAGCAAACUGAUGAAACGGGCAAAAUUGUGAUUGUCACUGGCUGCAACACUGGCAUAGGCAAGGAGACAGUGCUGGAGCUGGCGAGACGUGGUGCUACUGUCUAUAUGGCAUGCAGGGAUAAGAAGCGAGCGGAGGAGGCGCGUGAUGACAUCAUAAAACAGACAAAUAAUAAGAACAUAUACUAUCGUAACCUGGACUUGGCCUCGCUGGAAUCAAUACGCAAGUUUGCUGCAGAUUUCAAGAAAGAACAAGACAAGCUGCAUAUACUCAUCAACAAUGCGGGCAUAAUGCGCUGCCCCAAGAUGUUAACCAAAGAUGGCUUUGAAAUGCAAUUGGGCGUCAAUCACAUGGGUCACUUUUUGCUAACUAAUUUGCUGCUGGAUCUGUUAAAGAAAUCUGCACCUAGUCGUAUAGUCAAUGUCUCCAGCUUGGCACACAUACGUGGCUCCAUUAACAAGGCGGACUUGAACAGCGAAAAAUCCUAUGAUACGGGCAACGCCUAUAGUCAAAGCAAGCUGGCGAAUAUUUUAUUUACGCGUGAGCUGGCAAAGCGCUUGAAGGACACUGGUGUAACUGUGAAUGCGCUGCAUCCUGGUGUAGUGGACACAGAGCUCGGCAGGCACAUGAGCAUACUAAACAACUUUUUCGGACGUUUUGUGCUGCGCAGUCUGAUGUGGCCUCUCUUGAAGACAGCCAAAAGUGGCGCACAGACUAAUCUAUAUGCUGCACUCGAUCCCGACUUGGCGGAGGUGAGCGGCUUGUACUUCAGCGACUGUAAACCCAAGAAUGUAGCUCGCGCCGCCUUGGAUGAUGAAAUGGCCAAGUAUCUGUGGGAGGAAAGCGAAAAGUGGACGCACUCGAAAAAAUUAGAAUAAGAUAUCACUGACAUGACUCACUUUACCAAAAAUUCCGCAAGUGUCUUAAAAUAUAUACA
This is a messenger RNA of Drosophila busckii, 1180 nucleotides long. Its product is annotated as retinol dehydrogenase 13. The transcript has 5 exons. Bases 138 to 1121 code for a protein of 327 amino acids. The record is from RefSeq and is a predicted model, not a curated record. NCBI's taxonomy places the organism in Eukaryota, Metazoa, Arthropoda, Insecta, Diptera, Drosophilidae.